Scylla paramamosain (green mud crab) is the source of this 1295-nucleotide messenger RNA. RefSeq lists its product as uncharacterized. The record is from RefSeq and is a predicted model, not a curated record. The coding region runs from base 148 to 1185 and encodes 345 amino acids. The transcript has a single exon. NCBI's taxonomy places the organism in Eukaryota, Metazoa, Arthropoda, Malacostraca, Decapoda, Portunidae.
AGUGACAUGUAGAUAAGAUGACAUGAUGAGAUUAUGAGAAGAAAUUGAGGUGUUAUAACUCUUAAAGUGAAAAUAAUUUAACGCCAGUGUAAGUGGUGCCAUCUGUAACUUCUGCCGGUGCUGUGAGCUCUUAAUGCGUGCGGUGACAUGGCCGUGGGCGUGGUGGGCGGCCUGGUGGGCGUACUAGGGCGGACUCUUAGAAAACGGCAAUCACUCACUGUCUUGUUACUCCUCUUCUUCUCCUUGUCUCUGAUCCGCAACGCGAGACACGAGAUGAGGAUAGAGACCAGAGAGGAGAAGGAGAGCGAGGAAGACUACAUCACGCCAGAGGAGGUCCUGCAAGUCCUGCGCCUCCUGGACAGCGCCGUGAGCACCGUGGAGGCUCAGUGCGGCAGGAUGGUGACGCUGGGGGGACGCAUCACCUGUUCCUGCGAGAAGAAGCUGUGCGGCGUGGACGGGGCGAAGAUGGUGUGUCUUGACCCCGAUGUGAUGCCGCCGCCCCGUCACUGCCACGCCCUCAACUUCGGCAUAGGCUACGAGUUCUCCUUCGAUGAGGCUCUGGUGAACUACGGCUGCCGCGUCUUUGCCCUUGAUCCCACUAACAGCAACAUAACGAACAGAGUGUAUCAGGCGAACUACACCCAAGGCCUCGCUGCACCAAAACCUCGCAGGGACUCAAGGGCGCCGUCACCACUUCGCAGGACCUUCCACGCCCUCAAUCUCGGCCUGGGACCAAAGGACCACACCCUGUUCCUUAACCUGACGGAGGACGGGAGGUACUACAGGGGAAACAUCGCCACUUUCCUCACCUACAGAUCAGUUCUCCGUAUCCUGGACAACCCGCGCGUGGACAUCAUCAAGAUAGACAUUGAGGGCGUGGAGUGGCAGGUCCUACAAGAGCUCCUGAGCGCCCCUGAUGCUGCUGAAGCCCUACAACACGUCCGACAGAUCCUAAUGGAGGUUCACUUUGAUUUCCUGAAGCCAGACAUGGACGCUGAGAAACUUCUGAAGGCCGCGUGGAGGGCGCUUCGAGUCCUGCAGCGGCUGAGGGAGUUGGGAUUCCAUUUGGCGGCUUUCGAUCUCAACAAUACGGCACAGAAAUACAUGGCGUUCGGUCCCCUGCGUCUGGCUUUGUUCAGGGAGGUGACCUUGAUCAGAAGAAGUCCCGCGGUUAGGUUAGGUUAGGUUAGUGUGUAUGGCUGUUAGUGUGUGGAUGUGUAGGCCUGAGUGAUGUGUUUAUUUGCGAUUUUUUUCUUAUUCGUUUAUUUAUUGACUUCAUCCUUUCAUUUAUUCAU